ACUGACAUUAUUUAUGCUUAUAUUCAAAGGCCCUUUAGCAAUGAAUUCUCCAGGGGUUCUUCCGGUUCUAUUUCGGUCUUUCGACGCUCUUUUUGAUUCUGGUACAGUUCUUACUUUGCUCAACAGCUCUUUGUCCGAACGUCCUAAGGUUUCUGUUGAAAUCUGCUUAUCCUUACCACUAUCGGAAAUCAUAAAUUGGCCCGCAGAUGGCUCACCUAGGAUGCAAAAGCCUUAUAAGUCUCUUCAGGCUAGCCAUGCUUUUAGUUUAUCACCUGAUCGCUCUCAUCUGAUUCCUAAAGCAUGGGUGAACGGGCAAAGACGACCUUCUCAGGGUCGUAAUCGCAUCCGAAAGUUGGUUCGCCUUCUUUUAGCCGGACAGCUUACUUUACAUCCUUUUUUCGCCCGUCUUUGUUUACCGGGCAGUGUUCCAUUGUCUCUCUCUGAAGUCUGUGGCCAAUUAGUCCAUCCUUGGAUCGAGCCAAACUCUGAUACUAUUCUGCCUCGUAAUUUUCGCAAGCAUCACCA
This is a messenger RNA of Rhizopus microsporus ATCC 52813, 525 nucleotides long. RefSeq lists its product as uncharacterized. Lineage: Eukaryota; Fungi; Mucoromycota; Mucoromycetes; Mucorales; Rhizopodaceae. The record is from RefSeq and is a predicted model, not a curated record. The transcript is spliced from 2 exons. The annotation marks the transcript as partial.